ACGCAGACCCAUGGAGGAGUUUGGGAUGAAUUAGGGGCUUUCAGAGGACGCAUUCGGAGUGUGCGCACCUGCGUACGACCAGCAGUGUCCGCAAUCGGCAACCUUACAAGUGAGAAGCUGCUCCUCCGUCUCAAACCGCCUGUGGGGAAGGAUUUCAAAGCGCCUGAUUCUAACAAUGACUGAAAUUUCUCUUGGAUUACAAACUAUGAGGAGCUUUUCCCUCGCGUUGUCCUCUGAGCAGCUGUAACCAUCGUGUCCAGACACCGAUACGCACCGUCCUCUGACACGUCUCUACUUGUGGUCACCCUUCGAGGAAACAUGUCACCCAAAUUACUGGCUUAUGUCUUACUUCUGUCUGUCCUUCAGAACUGCUCUCUAACAGUCGAGUAUGAAGAAGACUACGAGGAUGUCACUGUGAACCAAAUGCUGGCUCCUAAAUCACAAGACACCGACACCACGGAAAUACUCAACAAUUUACUGAAAGAAUAUGACAAGAAACUGCGACCGGAUAUUGGAGUUAAACCAACUGUUAUAGAUGUCGACAUAUUUGUGAACAGCAUCGGACCAGUGUCAUCAAUAAAUAUGGAAUAUCAAAUUGACAUCAUCUUCGCCCAGACGUGGACAGACAGCCGUCUCAGAUACAACAGCACAAUGAAAAAAUUGACUUUGAACAGCAAUAUGGUUGGACUUAUUUGGCUACCAGAUACCAUCUUCAGGAACUCCAAGAAUGCAGAUUCCCACUGGAUUACAAUGCCCAACCAGCUGCUCAGAAUAUGGAACGAUGGGAAAAUACUUUACACCUUAAGGCUGACAAUAAACGCAGAAUGCCAACUGCAGCUACACAACUUUCCAAUGGACGAACACUCCUGUCCACUCAUCUUCUCUAGCUAUGGAUACCCACGAGAUGAGAUGAUUUACAAGUGGAGGAAGAACUCUGUGGAGGCGGCUGACCAAAAGUCUUGGCGUCUCUACCAGUUUGAUUUUAUGGGCCUCAGAAACACUACAGACAUAAUCAAGACUACAGCAGGUGACUAUGUGGUGAUGACAGUGUACUUUGACCUAAGUAGAAGAAUGGGCUACUUCACCAUCCAGACUUACAUCCCCUGCAUCCUCACCGUCGUCCUCUCCUGGGUGUCCUUCUGGAUCAAAAAAGACGCCACGCCAGCCAGAACAGCUUUAGGUAUAACCACAGUGCUGACAAUGACUACCCUCAGUAGUGUGGCCAGGACGUCACUACCCAGAGUGUCUUAUGUCACUGCCAUGGACCUUUUCGUCACCGUCUGCUUCCUGUUUGUCUUUGCUGCUCUGAUGGAGUACGCAACGUUAAAUUACUAUUCAUACAGCGCUCGAAGACCCAGCUGCAUGGAGCCGAAACGAUCGAACUAUUCCGUCCUGGAUGUGAGACCUCCGCACACAGUCAUCACUUUAAACAACUCCAUGUAUUGGCAGGACUUUGAGGACGCUUGUGUCUACGAGUGCCUGGACGGAAAAGACUGCCAGAGCUUCUUCUGCUGCUUUGAGGAGUGUAAAGGAGGAGCAUGGAGGAAAGGACGCCUCCACAUAGAUUUACUUGAACUGGACGCAUAUUCGCGCGUCUUUUUCCCCACCUCCUUCUUGCUGUUUAACAUUGUCUACUGGGUAGGCUAUCUCUACCUUUAGCACACUGCAGGAGCCUGUUUGGUCACAGAAGGAGGACAACACAGUAUAACAGGAUAAAUUCAAGAUUAAUUAAAAAAAAAAAAAAAAAAAGGUAACACCAAAUAAACUCUUUCCUGUGGUACCUGAAGCAGUCACCCGGAGAUAAAAAGAGAGGACAGGGUGUGUCUGCAGGGCUGUGCCGAGCAGAGAUUUCUGCCUCUGUGACUUCAGGUAUGAGAAUACAACACAAUACUGAUUCCCUUCGAUAUGCUGUACACAGAGGGAGGACAGGAUGGACUGUGUGCUGAUGACAAUUUGAAGACAAAGAAGGAAAUGUGCUUUGCACUGCUACCCCAAACUCUCAAUCAGGAGGAUGACUUGUGUUGUAGGGAUUGUACUGGCACGUUAUUAUCCAGCCAUCAGUCAAAUCCAGUUGAUGAAAAUCCAAGGACAUUCAAACCAUUCAUAGUGCCUUCCUCUGGAGGGGUAGAUACUAUCUGCUACAAUAAUCAGGGAAUAAUGAUUUAUAAAAACUAAAAAAAAAAAGAAGAGCCUGGCUUUGACUGAUUGUGGCUGUUCUCAUUCAGAGCUUUGAGUUACAGCCAUUUGUUGUAACAACCACAUGUAAAAUCAUUUAUCCCCUCACACUGACUUUCAGCCAUUAGGCAUGACUUAUUCUUCCUGCUUGCAACACUAUUAGUAUCCCUAUAUGGUAAAAUAAAUAAAAGGGUUCCCAGGGAAGAGAAUUAUUUCAAUUGACCUUACAGCAGAAUAAUAGUAUGUGUUUUGUUGGUAUAUCUUGUUUUACGUCAAAUAUUUGAACGGUUCUUUGUAUUUUAUUUAUGUUUGUGUUCGUACAGGCACAGCUCUCUCAUCAGGGUGUCCUGGAUGUGCACCCAGGGGCUCGAGGGACAAUAAAAUGAUUAUGGGAAAGUACUAGCCCAAUGUACACGUUCAUUGAUAUAUUUAAAAAAACAAACAAUUUCCUUUAAGGGAUUGGUUUUGGGAUAUUUGGGGAAAUAUAUGUCUUACUUGCCAAGAGUUUGAGGAGGAGAUUAAUAGCAAUAAUGUCUGUAUGCUAAUAUGCAGCUAUAGUCAGCAACUGCUUAGCUUAGCUUAAAGACAAAGCAACAACAACAUUUGCCUACAAGCAUUUUGGCUAUUUUAUAGAAUAAACAAAGAAGAUAUAAUUAAUGUUAAUUAAUGAGAUUUAAAAUAACUUUGGAAGGCUAGCUGUUUCCUUCUUUAUGCUAAGCUAAGCUAACUGGCUGCUGGCUUUAGCUUCAUAUUUAGCAUACAGCUGUGAGAGUAGUAUCGAUCUUCUCAUCUAACUCUCCGCAAAGAAGUGAAUAAGCGUAUUUCCCAAAAUGUCAAACUAUUCCUUUCAAAGAAAUGGGCGUGUACUUUUUUUUACUCAGCAUUACUGUAGAGGUUUUAGGGGUUGUAAAAAUACAUUUUGGGUUAAAUAUAAUUACAGCCACACAGAGGUUUGUUUUGUCUACCAGCUGCAUUGUCACAGAUUGGGGCCCUCUGAGAUAGAACACCCAGGGAACACAGGCAGCCAUGUGCAUAAUUCAAGUGUUAUUUUUCUAGAUGUUACACAUAUUCACACCAUGUAUUGGUGUUGCACAGCAGCCACUUCUUGCCAGAGCUCUUAACAUGCACUAGAUGAAGUGAAUAGGCAAAGAAUAGUGUUUCUUCUCUCAGCCGUUGACUGACAAACUGACAACCACCCUUCAGUUCUUCUCGAAACACAGUUGGUGAACGGGACGCCCCAAAUGAAAUAUAAUGGGUGUCAUUUGUACAUUACUGUAGGCACAAAUAUGAUAAUCCCACUCAUUUGGAUCACUCCUCUCUGUUUGGCCGUUGACUCUUGUUUGCAUGCAAUAGGCAAUUUAACACUACCCUGAAGAAGUUGUAAUACGUUCGGAGAUAGAAUUAUAGUUUUAAUAUGGACUGUUUGUAACCUAAUUUGAUUUCCCUGUUUAGAUUUGGCAUUAGCAACCGUUGAAUUGCCUUAGUGUAGCCCGCCCAGAGCUGAGAUGAACACCAGAAAUACAAAUUUACCUCUGAUAAUAACCUCAGCAUGGUGAAGACCUCACUUCAGCAAAGACUACUUCUUUGCCCUGGGCAAUAUACUUUAGUAGAACUUUUUAUAUCCCUUUUUUGAGCUGUUUUCUUUUUAUUAUAUUUGCAAUGUUUGUGCCAAAUAUUUCACAUAUGUGCCCAGUCAUUUAUGUUUUCAGGCAAGUUUUAACAACCCUAAAAUGGUCACACUAUUAUGUUUUGGUACUGCACUUAGUAUAGUGGUGUAAAAUAAAUAGUAUAAUGCUAGCUUUUGAAUUAUUUAGUAUUUAGCGAUUGUUGGGGGUUGAUGCUGCGUUCACAUUGUGGCAGUAUGCCGUAGAUGGGAAAGUGAGCUCAUUAUUUCCAACAGGAGAAGAAUAGUAUACUCAGCCAGCACUGGAGCAAAGUGCCGCCUACUGUGCCUGCAGACAAACAAGAUGCUGAAUGAAAAUGGAUGCAGCCACAUAUGUUAGUGCACCUGUUCAUUGCGUCUCCUCAACAAACACAAAGUACUGAUAGCAGUUCAUCAGACUGUCUUUCUGUGGUUCUUUUCUUUGGCAACAUGGUAAUUUAUACAAGUAAUCAUACUCAAUAAUACUACUACUAAUAAUAAUAAUAGUUAAUAACAAACUGUAAUCUGCUACGCGUGGCAUUUUGUUGGCCACAGUGUGAAUGCAAAACUAUUGUUUUAUAUCACGUUUAUGACCCGUGUUUGUUUUGCAGUGUUAAUUGAUUCAUUACUCUGUGGAGCCCAGAUGUUACACAGUUCUGACUCCCUUCUGCUGACAGAUGAAGGGCGAUGCAAUAAGGUAUUCUGAGCGGUGCUAUACUUAACAAUAACUCUUGCAUUACCAUGUUAGGAUCAAACCAUUUGUGGGGCAUUUUUGCCUUCAUUAGACAACUGACUGAGAGAGGGUAAGGCAUGUGACAGAGAUCCCACGCUGGUUCACCUUCACCAGCUGAACCACCAGGAUGCACCCGUUUGUAAGUUUGUAAUUCUGCCAAUAUAAAACUUAGAACAGGGGCCUGACUGUUAAAAUCAUACUGUCAACUAAACUCAUUCUUGUCUCACUCUGUAUUUCAGGCAAUAGUGUCUAAAACACACAGCAGCAACAGACACAAGAAAGCUCUUGCAUCAUUUAGCUUUUCUUGAGUAAAACUCAAAUGUAUGAGGUCAAGAGUUAUUGUGAACAUGGCUCUGGUGGGUCCUUGAAAGUGAAUUAUUAUCACAUUUUCUGUAAGAUCUUAUUGAGGCAAUUUAAAAAUAUUUUGUUACAUCAAAGAUCCAGAUUGAAAUGAUAUAUUGUCUAAUGGUUAAAUAAAAACUGUAGAUUGGAUUUGUUGUGCAGGUGUUACUUUUGACUUAAGGGGUUUACAUAGAACAUUCAUCUCUGUGAUGACAGACAAAAUGAAUUCACUGUACCUUUAAACUGACACAACAGAUUUUCCAUUGGCUGUGCCCACCUCUCCCUACGUGCUAUUUGAAGUUCAAUAAGACUAAUUCCCACCCUCCCUCUCAUGUUUGCUUUUGAUUUUGCAUCAUGUUGUGGACAGUCCACAUUUUUCAGUAUUAUCUUUGAGACUCUGGGAAAGCAAAGGGGAUAAACACUGGGAGGGAUUCAGGCUGGGAUUUGAUCCUAGGCCAGUAUGAGUGUGUGGCUCCAGACUGAACCAGUCAACCAGCUCUGGCCACCGUGUCAUCUGUGCCGAGGAUCAGUAGGAUUAUGCAGAUGGGGCAUGUGAGGGACAGACAUAUAGACAUGAAAACGUAUCUGUCUGCCACUAAUGUGCUAUGUAAAUCCCUUGUAAAGAAAGUUGUGUGUUUUUGUGAUUCAGAAGUUUUGUAACUAUAAACAGAGAGAAUUUUCAGUAUUAGUGCAGUUUUGGUGACUUGAAAUACAAUAAACUCAGUGCAAACACUGCAUUGAUUCUAAGCCACAUGCAGUAAGUAUUAUUGUGAUGAAUAAGCCAAAGACAUUUUUGUUUCAGUUUAUACACUGAUGGUUUGAAUCAUGUUCGAGGAAAUUGUUGUGUUUUGGGUUUAAAAAAAAAAAGAGUAUGGCUUCAGUUGUAUUCAGUGCAGUACUGUGAAGUGUCAUUUGGUUUGAAACUAUGAGCGUAACAGAAAUAAUUAGCCUAGAAGUGCUCUAAGAUUGGUUGAUGUCAUUGGCCAGUUCAUCCACUCUUGUAUUAUUUGUGGCAGAAGUCUCACUAACAGCUACUGUACGUGCUGAAGGGGAUUUUGACAAGUGUCUCUGCUGCUGUACACAAAGUGUAUUUCUACCACAAGCUUUCAUUCUUGUUAUCUGCAGUGUAUUUCAACAGUGGUGAAUCAUGUUUCUGUUGACAUGUAUUAUCUCCUAUCUAACUUACUCUAUACACAAUACUCAACUGUACACUUUUUCUGCUUUGUGUUUUCAUAUUUGUGGCUUCAGUGUGACAUAGAUAUAUCAUUACUCAAUGGUACAGUCAAGUGCAAGUGUUGAGAUUGUACUCCUCAGCAGCGUGGUGUCCCGUGAGUGGGGUUGUUUUCAUGAUUUUGCGCCUUCGGCUCCAGCAUCUACAAUCCAUUUCUGAUGGCCCAUGCUAUUUUCAUACCUAUGGUUCUUUUUAUAUUUGAAAUGUGAAUUGCUACCAAGGACCAGAAAAUAUGGAAUAAAGUUUUUUCAUAAAUGUACAUCAUUGCAGUCAGUUUUGCACUUUAAAUGUCUUUUGUUUAAAUGCAUUUAAAUUGAAGCUAUUUUAGUAUUAGCAGAAAUGUGCCUCCUGAUAGACUGUAUCUUACCUCAGCUGCUUGUUGUACCCCACUGGUGUUUUGUCAAAAUAAAUUUUGGAAAAAGUGA
Dicentrarchus labrax (European seabass) is the source of this 6548-nucleotide messenger RNA. RefSeq names its product gamma-aminobutyric acid receptor subunit gamma-3. The transcript is spliced from 9 exons. The coding region runs from base 319 to 1659 and encodes 446 amino acids. The record is from RefSeq and is a predicted model, not a curated record. Gene Ontology annotation, cellular component: dendrite membrane; synapse; neuron projection. Gene Ontology annotation, molecular function: inhibitory extracellular ligand-gated monoatomic ion channel activity; GABA-A receptor activity; benzodiazepine receptor activity. Lineage: Eukaryota; Metazoa; Chordata; Actinopteri; Moronidae. Gene Ontology annotation, biological process: chloride transport; regulation of postsynaptic membrane potential; signal transduction.